Molecule: messenger RNA, 4007 nt
Organism: Paramormyrops kingsleyae
Lineage: Eukaryota; Metazoa; Chordata; Actinopteri; Osteoglossiformes; Mormyridae
Product: E3 ubiquitin-protein ligase RNF31-like
Biological process (GO): protein linear polyubiquitination
Cellular component (GO): LUBAC complex
Molecular function (GO): ubiquitin protein ligase activity; K63-linked polyubiquitin modification-dependent protein binding; K48-linked polyubiquitin modification-dependent protein binding
Source: RefSeq, a predicted model, not a curated record
UUUACGAAGGCGCUGGUGGUAGAACUCUGGCGGUUUUUAUUUUUGGACUUUUUAACGUAUGUAAUACGUUUUCUGCUAUCCCAAGCAGAUACCGGAAUUUAAGGCAGUCACAUAUGUAAGCAGCUAUAAGCCAAAAUAAGCGAUGACAGACGUCUCCAAGCGGCUGGAGGAAAUCCGGAGCAGGGCGGAGACUUCCCUCUCGUCCAACGGGUCUGCUCAGGAGGUGAAGGAUGACGUUCAGGCCAUGGCCAACAUGCCCAUCCCGCUGUCUGCCAAAUACUGCCAUAUUCCUGCAGAGAUCAUGGUGAGGGAGAACAGCGCUGGGGACUCCUGGCAGGAGAGUGUCACCUCCUUGGGGAAGCUCUACACGGCCCUGAGCAUCCUGGAGAAGUACGGCCUCAACCUGACCAGCCCGACCAGGCCCAAGUACUGGCGUAGCGUCAAGUUCAACAACCCCGUCUUCAGGGCCACUGUGGGCUCUAUCAAGGGUGGAAAAGAGGUGCUCCAUCUCUACGGAUACUGCAGCGAGCAGCCGGAUGGGCUGUCCUUCCCUGAAGACAUCACAGAUCCAAAUGUGAAGGAGGUCGCUGCCUUGACUCUGGAAGUGAUGACCCUGCGACUGGAACUGGACAUGCUGAUAAAGAAUACUCACUGCAGUCCAGAGAUCUUUAAGGCUAUAAUUCCUUACAAGGGAGCAGAGGAUGUGCAGGAACAGAAGUGGCCCCCUUCAGACGCUACGUCCCUUCCCGGCAUCGGGGACACGCCUGAUGGGAUGCCACAGCCGCAGUCCCCAACUCCCCCGGCCAAGCAAACCCCGAGUCCUGGAAGCACACCCAGUCCUGGGGCACCCAGUACAGCAGACACAGUAGGGGGAUGUAACAUGUGUGGUAACACUCCCACAGUCAUGUGUGGGGCCUGUUCCUCCAUUAAAUUCUGCAACAACUGCGACCUGGUCUACCACCGCCACCCUGACAGAGCCAGUCACGUACGGGAGGCCCUGCAGGCUCCUGUCCUCGAUAACUGCACCAUCUGCGGCAGCUUCCCCGUCUGGGCCUACUGUCCCACUUGCAGGCAGAGGCAGUGUGAGACCUGCGACAAGCUGUAUCAUUCUCACCCGGAGCGCCGGGGCCACAACAGAAUUCCAGUGAUGGCUCCGCCGAAAAGCAUGAGAUCCUCGCUAUCUUCAUGGGAGUGCACUUAUUGCACAACAGUGAAUGAGGUUCAGGCGGUGCUGUGUGGGACCUGUGACCGACCCAGGCUAGCCUCUGCUGCCUCCACUGUCCUGGAGGACUCACUACAGGCUUCCAUCGUCUCAGAGUGGCAGUGUAAAAGCUGCACAGUGAUGAACUCCAGCAGCAGUGUGCUUUGUACGGUGUGUGAGCGCCCCCGCUUGGCCACGCGUCCACCUGUGACGUCCGCACACCCGGCGACAGCAACCCCAAAAAGUCUGGGAACCGCAGACACACAAUGGAUGUGCCAGUUCUGCACCUAUGCUAACUCCAAGCCCGCUGACACAUGCGAGAUGUGCAGCCUGCCCCGCACGGGCCAGGCGCCCAAGACCCCCACAGCCCCCAUGCUUGGCACGCGACUGAAUGCGCUCUCCCUGAAGACUCCGGCCCCGGCCAUAGAAAACUCCGACUUGAAGAGGCAGAAGCAGAUGAGGGACGAGGGCCUGAAGCUGAUCCAGGAGAUUCGAGAGGGGGAGAAGAGAGGGGUGACCCCCGAGGAGGUGUACGCCGCUGUGUGCGUCUCCGGGGGCAGCAGCGUGAACCCCUGCGACUGGCUGCACUCGGAGCUGCCCCACCUGCUCGACGAGAUCUGUGCCAUGGCCGCCUCUGUCCAGCGGGACCCGGGCGACCCCAGCGUGCGGCUGUCCAGGGCCGAAGCGAAGCGCGCGUGGUUGGCGGCCGGCGGCGACGCCGAGAAGGCCGUCACCCAGGUGCUGAGGAACAGGUGGGCCAAGAUGGAGGAGCUCUCCUCUCUAGGGUUCCGGGAGGCAGACAAGUGUGAGGAGGCGCUGAGGAUGAGCGGAGGGGAGGUGCGUGGGGCCCUGUCCUUCCUGCAGCGUCCCCUACUGGAGGAAUUCCACAAGCGCGUGUGGAGCGACCUGCCUGAACCCACGAUCGACAUCAAAGACCCCGACAGACAGCGGAUGUGCCGGCGGCUCCUGGCUCUGUACAGCCUGCCGAGCUGGGGGCGCUGUGAGCUGGCACUGUCCCUACUGCAGGAGCCCGACAUCCAGUACUCCCUGGAGGACGUACUGCAGGCUGUCCGUGAGUCACAUGACCGUGACUUCAUCCGCCGGGUCCUCGCCAAGGAGUGCCCAUGCUGCCUGUCUGUAUUCCCCCACAACAAGAUGCGGUCACUGACCUCCUGUGAGUGCUCCGUGUGCUGUGAAUGCUUCAAGCAGCACUUCACCAUCACAGUGCGAGACAAACACAUCAGAGAGAUGGUUUGUCCCGUGUGUGGAGGUCCGGAUAUCAAUGACCCCGAGCAUCUCAACACCUACUUCUCCACUCUGGAUAUCCAGCUGCGCGAUUGUCUGGAGCCCGAGGUAUACGAGCUCUUCCACAAGAAACUGAUGGAGCACUCCCUCAUCCAGGACCCCAAAUUCCUGUGGUGCAGCCAUUGCUCCUACGGAUUCAUCUAUGAUGGAGAGCAAGCCAAAGUCACCUGCCCUCAGUGCAAGAAUAGCUUCUGCGCACAGUGCAAGAAAGCUUGGGAGGCCCAACACGCCGGCCUCUCUUGCGAGCAGUUCCAGGCCUGGAAGCGAGAGAACGACCCUGAAUACCAGAAGCAGGGUCUGGCCGGUUAUCUCCGUGACAACGGCAUCACUUGCCCCCACUGCCGGUUCCAGUACGCCCUGACCAAGGGAGGCUGCAUGCACUUCACCUGCUCCCAGUGCCGCUACCAGUUCUGCAGUGGCUGCAACAACCCCUUCCACACCACUUGCUCUGUGGCCCAGUGCAGCGUGUCGGGGCUCCAUGCACAUCAUCCCCGGGACUGUCUCUUCUACUUGAGGGACUGGGACCCGGUCCAGCUGCAGGCUCUGCUUCAGAAAAAUGGCGUGGAGUUCAACACGGACCCCCCCCAGGGAGCACAGCCAGGGCAGUGUGGCGUUAUGGAGCAGAAGGAUGAGGGGGGGCAGCAGCUCGACCUGCCCUGUGGGGCCCAGUGUCAGGCGGGACAUGCGGGGCUCUGCGAGAAGCACUACAAAGAAUACCUGGUCAGUCUCAUCAAUGGCCACUCCCUUGACCCCGCCCCCCUGUUCGAAAAGAAUGACAUCGUGGUGGCUUGUCGGAGAUACCAAGUUGAUGAACGACGGGGGGAGGUGGAAGACGACAAUACGUAUUGUGCCCGACUGCUGAAGAAACUGAUGGACGAGGUGCCGAUAGGGGACAAGGUCCCACGGAUGAAAUGAAGCAUCAUGUUGCUGUAACCUUAACUGUUCUAAGCCCAGCUAAAAGGUUUUCUUUCACAUAUCCUGACGGGGCAUCUUGUUUGCCUUCAUGUAAACCUACAGGGUGAUUGGAUUACUGGAAAUCUUAUUUUUCUUAUUCUUAACACCUCUGAUCAAACUAGGAAAUACAUUUAAUCGCAUUUACAACACAUGAAUUGUUGCAGAUUAGCAAAAAUUUUAGAGAUCAUUUAAUUAAACAUACAUCGGCUAGAGAUGAUCUGCACUGCUGCUAAUAGGGCCACCAUUACAGCUGGAGCUCAGCUAUAAACACACACAGCAGCAUGUCACAACAACAGUCACCUGCCCCUGUCGGUGGGUUUCCUGAAGAGCUGCUUCUUGCACCAUCUGCACAUUAGAGGGCCCUGUCUCUGGGACAGUGAAGCCAGCACCCUGCCCUGCAACUUCGGAUCUUCGCAAGCCGGAAAUCCUCACAGGAGCCCGACACAGCAUUUCAAAAGCAAUCACACCCAACUAAUCAAAAGCUCAGUUUUAUGCCCUUUUCCACCAUUUUGCUAUUCUGCUAAAUAAAGUUCUCAAAUAAAACCAA